AUGGCCGCCCUCCUCCACAAGCUGGCAGGCAGGGGCAGCCUACAGGUGGAUCCAGCUAUCCAGGUAGACAGAAUCGAGCCUUCAACCUCACCUAGAAGAUGGACUGUAACGAGCCAGUUGAGAGUCACCGCUCUGGCUGCUGACGACGGUAGACUGUUCUCCUGUCAGGCCGUUCAUCCCACGCUGGAGAACGGCCCUACCUCCCUCGUCGCCUCCGUCACCCUCUCUGUGUUGCACACACCAGGACCUCCCAUCAUCACAGGAUACGACCCCUCAGAAGUCCUAUUAGCUGGAGAAAGAAGAACUCUCUCAUGCAAGUCGUCCGGGGGUAAUCCACGACCCUGGGUGUUGUGGUACCGCCAGGGACGACUACUAGACGACACCACGACCACCCUACGUGCUGGCGGUGGCGUGGACGACCUGGAGGAGGUACAAGGGGUGGUGAACGACCAUGAGUUAGCGGUGACGCCAGGGGAGGACGGGGCCGUGUAUGAGUGCCGGGUUACCAGCGAUUUACUGGAGUUUCCCCUCACGUCUAAUGUUACCCUCACUGUCUACUACGCACCAUCCAGUUUAACCAUCAAAGGACUGACUCAGGUGGAGGUGGGAGGAGCCGUCAACCUUACCUGUGAGACGAGUGACUCCAACCCUCCAGCCUCCCUCACCUGGACCAUCCAAGGUGAGGUACAGGAACACAGCAAGUCGGUGGUCGGGAAGGAUGGGUCGGGAGGUUGGGUGACCUCCUCCCACCUCAUCCACCGCACUGUGACCUCCAACAACCAGAGUGAGGUCACCUUAGAGUGCCGUGCCCUUAAUCCCGCUAUACAGGAGGUCAUUAAGAAGACUACUGUAGUUACUAUUAUAAGACCAGCAGGCCGGCCGGUGUUCGAGGCAGACCUUAACGAUGACCUGAUGGCUGGCACCAGCCUUGACCUGACCUGUGUGAGUGUGGGAGGUCAUCCACCGCCCUCUAUCAGGGUAUUCAAGGGCGAGGAGGAGCUGGCGACGGAGACGAGGACGGAGGCUGGGCUGACGAGGGCGAGGUUGGAGGUGGAGCUGACCCCAGCUGACAAUGGUGUGGAGGUCAGCUGUCAGGUGGAUAACCCAGCACUCUCCACUCCCCUCCACACCGCCUCCACCCUGUCUGUCCUCUUUCCACCCUGGGAUGUGUCUGGCAGAGUCACCCCGACCACCGUGGAAGAAGGAAAGGUGGCCACGCUUACCUGCGAGGCCAGCUCAAGUCUCCCGGCCUCCAACAUCACCUGGAGGUCACAAGAGGCCAGGCUGGAGGGCGCUAUACUCACUACCUCUCCUGGACUCUUUGGAGGUACUGAUGCAAGGUGA
Molecule: messenger RNA, 1344 nt
Organism: Homarus americanus (American lobster)
Lineage: Eukaryota; Metazoa; Arthropoda; Malacostraca; Decapoda; Nephropidae
Product: nephrin-like
Exons: 8
Coding region: 1-1344 (447 amino acids)
Source: RefSeq, a predicted model, not a curated record